Molecule: messenger RNA, 4914 nt
Organism: Carcharodon carcharias (great white shark)
Lineage: Eukaryota; Metazoa; Chordata; Chondrichthyes; Lamniformes; Lamnidae
Gene: bbs2
Product: Bardet-Biedl syndrome 2
Exons: 18
Coding region: 252-2417 (721 amino acids)
Biological process (GO): non-motile cilium assembly
Cellular component (GO): ciliary basal body; membrane; BBSome
Molecular function (GO): protein binding
Source: RefSeq, a predicted model, not a curated record
GAGAGAGCGAGGCCGAAAGAGAAAUCCAGGCAGGAGAGAGCGGGGCCGAAAGAGAAAUCCAGGCAGGAGAGAGCGGGGCCGAAAGAGAAAUCCAGGCAGGAGAGAGCGGGGCCGAAAGAGAAAUCCAGGCAGGAGAGAGCGGGGCCGAAAGAGAAAUCCAGGCAGGAGAGAGCGGGGCCGAAAGAGAAAUCCAGGCCGGGGAGAGCGGAGCUGAGGGAAAAAUCUAGGCCGGCCAAGUACAGGUAGCAGCCAUGCUUGUCCCAGUCUUCACCCUCAAGUUAAACCACAAAAUUAACCCCCGAAUGGUGACUGUGGGGAAAUACGAUGGCACACACCCCUGUCUAACUGCUGCUACCCAGGCUGGCAAGGUUUUUAUCCACAACCCCCAUACCCGUAGCCAGCAGUUUGCCUCCAAACACUUAUUGCAACGUGGCCUGGAUUCUGAUACCUCCCUCCUGAACAUAAACCAGAGUGUCAGCUGUCUUACUGCAGGAAUACUAAACCCCAGAGAUGGCCAUGACAUGCUGCUUGUGGGCACCCAGACUAACCUGCUGGCCUAUGAUGUACAUAACAACUCUGAUGUGUUCUACAAAGAGGUGGCAGACGGAGCCAAUGCAAUUGUGCUGGGGCAACUUGGGGAAAUACCUUCUCCCUUGGCAAUUAUCGGAGGGAACUGCGCACUCCAGGGCUUUGAUCAGGAAGGAAAUGACCUUUUCUGGACGGUCACUGGCGAUAAUGUCCGAUCAUUGGCACUCUGUGACUUUGACGGGGAUGGGAAGAAGGAGCUUCUGGCUGGCUCAGAGGAUUUUGACAUCAGAGUCUUCAAAGAAGAUGAAAUCAUGGCAGAAAUAGCAGAGACAGAGACUAUCACAGCACUAUGCCACAUGCAUGGGAGUCGAUUUGGAUAUGCCCUGGCAAAUGGCACUGUUGGGGUCUAUGACCGGGCUACACGUUACUGGAGAAUCAAGUCUAAAAAUCAUGCCAUGAGUAUUCAUGCUUUUGAUUUGAACUCGGAUGGUGUUUGUGAAUUAAUCACUGGCUGGUCAAAUGGGAAGAUUGACGCACGUAGUGACCGCACCGGUGAGGUCAUCUUCAAGGACAACUUUACCUCCUCUGUUGCUGGAAUUGUGGAAGAAGAUUACAGGAUGGAUGGACAGACGCAGCUCAUCUGCUGCUCAAUCGAAGGAGAAGUUCGAGGUUAUCUGCCUGCUGGUCGUGAGUUGAAAGGGAAUUUGAUGGACACAAAUGCAGAACAAGACUUAAUCCGUGAGCUGAGCCAGCGAAAACAGAACCUGCUGCUCGAACUGCGUAACUAUGAGGAAAAUUCAAAGGUUGCCUUGAGUGCCCUGGGUGGAGAAGGGGAUGGACAGAUAGGCAUUAUUCCAGCCAAUACACAACUGCAGACAGGCUUAUCUGUCAAUAUAGACACCACCAACCAAAGUCCUCAUGUGGAGCUGAACAUUUCUACAUCCAAUGAUACCAUCAUUCGGGCUGUGCUUAUCUUUGCUGAGGGUAUAUUUGAUGGAGAGUCUUAUGUGGUUCAUCCCAGUGCACAUAAUCUCUCGGGACAGAUCUUUGUCCCCAUCAUUCCACCCAAAGAUAUUCCAGUGGAUCUGCACAUCAAGGCUUUUGUGGGCUACAGAAACAGCAUGCAGUUCCAUGUGUUCGAGCUGACAAGGCAGCUGCCCCGAUUCUCAAUGUAUGCUCGCCGCACUCCUGGGACUGCUUCAGAGCCUCAAAGUUACGUCACCUUCACAGUCAGUGAUCGCGUGCAAAGGGUUCUGAUGUGGAUGAAUCAGAACUUCCUCAUACCUGAAGACAUUGAAUGUCCCAGUAUGCCAUUGGAAGUCUGCUUCACAUCUCUGAGAGAUGGUGGACAGCUGAGCAUGAAAAUGAAUACAAAUGGAGAGGUCACCAUCAGAACAGAGGAUAUUGACCUUGCUGGUGAACUCAUCCAAUCCAUGGCAUCUUUCUUAGCCAUUGAAGACCUCCAGGUGGAAGCAGAUUUCCCAGCUUACUUUGAGGAGCUGCGCCAAAUACUUGUUCAGGUGGAUGACUAUCAUUCUGUACAUCAAAAACUCACUGCUGAGAUGGCCGAUCACUCCAACCUGGUCCGUAACUUGAUGGUCCGGGCAGAGGAUGCACGACUAAUGGGAGACAUGAGGAAUAUGAAGAAGGGCUACAUGGAACUUUAUGACUUAAAUCGAGAUUUGAUAAAUGGUUACAAGAUUCGCUGUAAUAACCACACUGAGCUUUUGAGCUGUCUGCGAGCAGUGAAUCAGGCGAUACAGAGGGCAGGGCGCCUACGAGUUGGGAAGCCCAAGACCCAAGUGAUCUCUGCUUGCCGAGAUGCCAUCAAAAAUAAUAAUGUUAAUGCGCUUUUCAAAAUUAUUCGUGCUGGCAGCACCUCGUCUUGAAAAGGACAGAGGUCAUUUAUCAAGGCAAUAGUGCAAUUUGAGUUGGUUCAUAAACAGCAACAAGGCAGAGAGGCAAUGCAAAUGUGCCAUGUUGAUUCUGUCAACUCCAAACCAUCGCAGGCAAAUCCAAUUGGGUGACCAGGACUGUCUCGAGUGUAACUGUCUUAUGUUUUAGAUAUCACUGGAUCAGUGAGUAAAGUAUCAGAAUAUCUCAAGCUAUGGAAGAGGAACUUAGAAAGGAUUUAAAAUGUAACACGAAUGUUGAUAUUGAAUAGAUGUGAUUUGCCUUAAUAUCUAUCUACCCUCUGUCUCCUGUCUACAAUUCCCCCCGAAUCCUAUAUCCAUCCAUCCUUCAAUAUACUAUCUUGCAGCCACCUUUAUCUACACUCACUAUCUCCCAUUCACCCUUAUUUAAUUAAAAUUAUAUAUGUUCAAACACCAGAGAUAAAUUAACAUUUUAUCUUUAUUAAUAGUGAUACGAAGUAUGAGCAAGCUAGUGUACAUACAAGUAGGACAUCCAUUGGUGGCUUCAAACUACUAAUCAGUCCUGGUGAGUUCUGAGCACAGAAAUCAAAUAACUACUUGAAAUGAUGCAUCUUUAUAUACCGAGAUGGACAAUGUCAGAUGAUGUGUGCUGAACCCCUCAAUUCUGAUAAUAUCGCAUGCAACUAGACCAGUAGAUGGCAACAUUGUAUUUCAUACUUCAUUCUCAUGAGAAAUUAAAUUCUCAUCGGUAAAGGAUAAGACAAUUUUACAUGGUUAGGAACACUAUACUGUUCCGGAAUAAUAACAAGCUGGAGACAUGUCCCCAGAUAAGCCAUAAUUCUUCAUGCAAACACGUUGCUUCUUAAAUUGCCUCAAACUGAGAACGCAUCUGCUUGUUUAGCUUUAGCUUGCAGAAUCCUAACAACCAAAUCUAAACUGCAUGCUAGUCUCUAACACACACAAUAAACUCAUAAUAGAAUACCAUUAAAAUUGACUUCUACAUGCCCAAUGUGCAUCUGUGGUUUCUACAUGUCCUUUUUUGCUGUUAGCCUCUAUGCUCUGAUACCUUUUUAUCUAUACCAAACUGUUAACUACUUAUAUUAUACAUUUUCCUACAACUACACAUGUAUAUAUGCAACCCUGUUAAUCCCACUGAACUGCUACGUUGCAAUAACAGUAGGCUUUUUCCCACCUAUUCCCUCUUACUAUCCUUAAUCCACUCCAAAUUGUCCUAUCUUCCACCCAAUUACUAAAUCCCCUACCCAUACUUUACUAACCCCUAGUAACCCUUAUCCACCUUUAUUCUGCAACUAAAUUCACUUUCUUCAACCACUUCCACCAACCCUAAAACAUUCCAACAUCCUCACCAUUCCUUGCCCACUUCCUACCACCCUAACCUCCAACCAAAUACACUUCUAUUUCCACCCCAACAGUCUUCACUUUCCCAACAAUCAUUACUAUCCCCUGACCAUUCCAAUCCCCUCUCUGUUCUUUGUCAACUUCUAGCCACUCAAAAACAAAAAUAAAAAUACCUGGAAAAACUCAGCAGGUCUGGCAGCAUCUGUGGAGAGGAAUACAGUUAACGUUUCAAGUCCAUAUGAGGUUUUGGAUUUCCAGCAUCCGCAGUUUUUUGCUUUUAUUCUAGCCACUCCAAGUAUUUGAUAACCAUUUUUGACCAAUUUCAAGAUCCUGUACCUACUAAACACGAUCAUCUUCCUACCAACCUUACUACCCUACACACUGCAACACUCACACUGUCUGUUGCUAAUAACAGCCGACCCGCUAUCCUUUACCACUCACCCCCAAUAGUCAAUACUCAACCAUAACCCACCCCAUCACCCAAGCAGGCCCAAUAAUCCAACCUCUGCUAUCCUUACUUGACCUCAGCCAUACUUGCUAUUUGCUGUUCUGUAUACCUUUUUAGUUCUGUCAGUGUUCCAAAUGAAUUCUUCUCAAGUAGUCAGCCGUGGUUCAGUUGAUAGCAUGCUUAUCUCUAAGGCAAAUAGGGUUCAAGUCUCAUUCCAUAGAACCUGAGCACAAAAUCUAGGCUGACAUUCCGAUUCAGAAGUUAGGGAGUAUUGCAUGUGUGAGAUGGUGUCUUUCAGAUGAGAUGUUAAGCUGAGAACUCGUUUGUUGCCAGGUAGAUGUAAAAGAUCUCGUGACUAUGUCGAAGAGGAACAGAAAAGUUCUCUCCAGUGUCUAGCUGACACUUAUCCCUCAACCAAUAUCACAAAAACAAACCAUCUGCUCACAUUACCUUACUAUUUACAGAACCUUCCUAAGCACAAUUUGGCUGUCAUGUUUUCUGCAGUACAAAGUGACUACACCAGAAAAGUAAUUAAUUGGCUAUAAAGUGCUUUGGGACUUCCUGAGGUUAUGAAAGAUGCUAUAUAAAUGUAAAUCUUUUUCCUAUUAUUCCUGAAGUAAGGCAAUUUGCAUAUCAUUUUACUGAUGUUUGCAGCCUGUACAUCUUACCUUUCAGCCAAUUGUAAUAAAAAAAAGUUGAAGUGGU